This is a messenger RNA of Oncorhynchus mykiss (rainbow trout), 2567 nucleotides long. RefSeq names its product unconventional prefoldin RPB5 interactor 1. Lineage: Eukaryota; Metazoa; Chordata; Actinopteri; Salmoniformes; Salmonidae. Gene Ontology annotation, biological process: negative regulation of phosphatase activity; negative regulation of transcription by RNA polymerase II. The record is from RefSeq and is a predicted model, not a curated record. Gene Ontology annotation, molecular function: transcription corepressor activity; chromatin binding; phosphatase inhibitor activity.
GCUUGAGCGCAGUUUACCCAGAGUACACCGGGAAACGGGCAGAGGAACAUGGCGCAGGGUCGACGAGGAGGACGCUGAACAAUUGAGGAUUACAUUCCGUGGAUAUUUCGGAGAUCAUGCUGAAAUCCUAAAAUGAGAAUGUGAAAUGGUUUCACUCCCGAAAUCUUGGAUAUCUACCACUGCCCCUUUGAUGAAUAAUAGGAAAACGCCUCUCAGGAAUACCUGCAAUUGCAUUCAUAAACAUUUUUUUAGGACUUACAAACCCUGAGCAUUGUUUUUUAUUCACAAACGUCACAUUUUCAUCUAAAUAUUACAUGGGAAAAUGGCUGAGAGAAAUAAAAUGAUUAUAGAGGUCCCACAAGGAGUUGAUAGACUUCGAGUGGAGCAUAAAAAGGUGGUGCAAGGCUGUGAAGGUCAGAUCCAGCACUGGGCGAAGGUAAAGGGUGACUAUGAAACCCUCGAGGAUCGACUCAAAACUCUUCCAGAUCAGGUGUCCUAUGACAUCAUGGUGCCAUUUGGCCCUCUGGCCUUCAUGGCUGGGAAGCUGGUCCAUACCAAUGAGAUCACCGUGCUGCUGGGGGACAACUGGUUUGCAAAGUGCUCUGCCAAGCAGGCCCAGAAGCUCGUGGAGCACAGGAAGAAACAUGUAAAUAGUGCGCUGGAUGACUUGCACAAGACGAGGAAGGACUUUGAAGCCAGAGUUGGGUUUACAGAGGAUCUAGAAAAACUCUCAGGCGCUAAAGGGGACUAUGUGGACAUCAGAGAAGAGGUUGGAAGUAUUGAAGAAAUGGUCAGCAAAGGAAAGCUGCGUGUGGCUCUUGAGCCCCACUCUAAGCCCAAGAUGGAGGCUGUUGUGAAGAUAGAGGAGGAGGAGGACGAAGAGGGCAGUGGAGAGGGAGAUGGAGGGAGCAGGAGAAGAGUGCUGUCCGAGGAGGAGCUAUGGGCCAGACUGGAUGAGCUGGAAGCGCAGGAGGAGCAGGAAGAGGAGCAUCACCGACGGUUUGACAGUGCAGACACCAAUGGCAACGAUGACACAACAUCCUCUGAGGAAGAGAAGGAGGGAGAUAGCGGCAGCCAUCAUCGUGUCAAUGGACAUGAUGAGAGGAGCAAAGGCAGGGCGUUUGUGCCUUACAACGGCAGCCAACUCAACAGUACAGCUCAGUCAACCAGGGAGGGGGAGGAGGAGGAAGAUGAAGCAGAGGAGGAGGAAGGCGACUGUUUGCCUACCAUCUAUUUCUCUCAUACGGUGGAACCUAAGAAGGUGAGGAUAAACACAGGGAAGAACACCAUGUUGAAGUUCAGUGAGCUGAAAGAACAGAAGCAGCAAGCCAAGAGGAAAAAGAAGAACGGCACCAGCAACGGUCACUCUCACCACGGGCUCCACAACAUCACUACGCCCACAGACCUCUACAGGUUGUUUGUGGAUGUGAAGAACGGCGAGCCUAUCCCCAGAAAGUCAAUCCUGAAGUCCCGGAGCAGAGAGAGCAGUGUGUGUAGUGACACCAGCGAGAGCAGCGCUGCCGACUUCGAGGAGCGGCGGACGUUUGGACGCACUCUGAGCCAUGACGAGAACACAUACAGCGACACCAGUGACGGCAUCACGGAGGAGGACAGCCCCACCGGGGUCCUCCUACAUCCCACCAGCAGCUUUCAGGCCUUUUCAGGCACGGUGGUUGAGAAGGAGCCCAUUCCCUUGUCGACCCCCCAAUUCACCAUUGCUCUGCCAGUGCUGCCCACCAUCCCAGAGAGGAAACUGGAGGAGGUGGCCCCCGAGGCCCCCCAAGAGGCCCCAAAGAGGGUGUCCAAGUUCAAAACUGCCCGGCUGAAGCAGAAGUGACCCAGAAGAGCCAGUCUCCAGGAUCCACACUACGGGCUCCUUUUUUAACAUUGAUUUUCUAUGCCAACACUUUUUUGAGUUGGACAGACCGUGAACCCACCCUAUGAUCUGCCAUCCCUCUUCUUUUUUUGGCAUCACUCUUCAAGCCUCUCUUCUUCUCUUUCAUAAUGCUUUUCCUGUUAGUACACAUUGCAAUAUAAACAAUUUGCCUAACUUUGUUUCUCAACAAAGCAUAACUUUGUUGAGAAAGCAACCCAACACUCUCACGCUUAACCAUUUACCUGCCUUGUAUAAUGGAACAUCAAGCUUUUUAGCAAAUAACCCCAUUAUUUAUGAAUUAGUACUUCACCGCAAUAUGUUUUUAAGUAAAGAGGUCGUUUAUUUAGAGCCCUCAUCCUCCAACAUUAUGGCCCUACAUUAGUCAACACUGCCUAGGUGCACAUUUUAUGGUGGUUGAUCUUGUGUCAGUGUCUUGACUAUACUCUGACAAAGCCAGUAGUUUACAACUCUAUUCAUUGUUUGAUCCAUGAUUUUGCCUGCUAUGCUAAGACGACAUACUCUGCAUCUCUUGCCUUUUCUACGACAGGGUCAGAUGUCAACUUCCCUUUAUUUCCUCAAAUCCCCUUGUACCUGCCUAUUGAAUGUAUGUCCACCUCUGUGACCAGCUUUAUGUCAAAAAUAAAUAUUGUUGUAAACUGGAAUUAAAAUAAAAGAUUUUUGGACAAAGUCA